AUGCAACUAUGGAUACUUGGUUUUGUGGUUUUCUUAGCACCUGUGUCAGGAGAGGAUUUUCCGUCGCUGAUCACCGCGAACGCUUCUAUAGCUGUAGUAUUAGAUCGUCAGUACCUAGGAGAAAAGUAUCAAAUAAUUCUGGACGAGUUGAAAGAUUAUAUCAAGGAGUUGGCGAGGGUUGAGCUCAAGCACGGUGGUGUCAAUGUUUACUACUACUCCUGGACUGCUAUCAGUCUCAAAAAAGGUUUUCUAGCUGUAUUCAGUAUAGCAUCCUGUGAAGACACUUGGGAGUUAUUUUCUCGAACAGAAGAAGAGGAAUUAUUACUUUUCGCUCUAACCGAAGUGGAUUGUCCAAGGUUACCAUCACAUUCAGCUAUAACAGCCACAUUCACAGAUCCUGGUGAAGAGUUACCUCAGCUGCUACUAGAUUUGAGGACUUCUAAUGCUUUUCAGUGGAAGUCUGCUAUUAUACUCCAUGAUGACACUUUGAGUCGGGACAUGGUAUCCCGAGUAGUGCAGUCUCUAACAUCACAAAUAGAUGAUGAGAGUGCCUCACCUGUGUCCGUCACGGUGUUCAAGAUGAAACAUGAGAUCAACGAGUACUUGAGACGGAAGGAGAUGUAUAGAGUCCUAUCCAAGCUGCCUGUACAAUACAUAGGUGAAAAUUUCAUAGCAGUAGUGACGUCAGAUGUGAUGACGACAAUGGCGGAGACGGCUCGCAAUCUGGUCAUGUCACAUACGAUGGCUCAGUGGCUAUACGUCAUAUCUGAUACUAACGCACAGAAUGGGAACCUGAGUAGUCUCAUCAAUGAUUUGUACGAGGGAGAGAAUGUCGCCUACAUUUAUAACAUGACGGAUAAUAGCCCGGACUGUAAGAACGGUAUAAUGUGUUACUGUCAAGAGUUGAUGGAUGCCUUCAUAUCGGCGCUGGACGCGGCGAUACAGGACGAGUUUGACGUGGCCGCUCAGGUAUCAGAUGAGGAGUGGGAAGCCAUCCGACCUAACAAAUUGCAGAGGAGGGAUAAGCUUCUGAAGCAUAUGCAGCAAUACAUAGCGGCUAAGAGUCGCUGUGGCAACUGUUCGACAUGGCGAGCUUUAGCGGCCGACACUUGGGGCGCCACCUACAGGAGUUUCACUGAGACUAUUGAUAUAGUCAAUGAUAGCAACAUGAAUGCAACUAACAGAGUUAUUGAUAAAAUUGACUUAUUAAAUGUGGGAAUCUGGCGUCCUAUUGAUGCUGUGAGAUUCGAAGAUGUUCUAUUUCCACACAUCCAUCAUGGGUUCAGAGGGAAGGAACUGCCCAUCAUCACCUAUCAUAACCCUCCAUGGACGAUACUGCAACGAAACGAAUCUGGUGCUAUUGUUAAAUAUGGUGGACUUAUAUUUGAUAUUAUCAAUCAGUUAGCUAUCAACAAAAACUUUACCAUUAAAGUCAUAUUAGCUUCGGUUCUGAAGAAAGAGUUAUCCAAUGAUACGACUACUGAUAUGAUGCAUAGCAUGGAAGCUAAGUUGACUAUAUCUGCUAUUGCCAAAGGCCAGGGGGCGCUAGCUGCUGCCUCUUUCACUGUUUUAGCAGAUCCUGUACCAGGUAUUAACUACACUAUACCAGUGAGUAUACAGUCCUAUGCCUUUUUAAUCGCUCGCCCUCGGGAGCUGAGUAGAGCAUUGUUAUUUUUACUUCCAUUUACGACUGAUACAUGGUUAUGUCUAGGUUUAGCAGUGAUACUAAUGGGGCCUACGCUGUAUAUCAUUCAUAGAAUGAGCCCUUACUAUGAAGCCAUGGAGAUAACGCGGCAAGGAGGUCUUGCUACCAUACACAACUGUCUCUGGUACAUCUACGGAGCUUUGUUGCAACAAGGUGGAAUGUAUCUUCCUCGAGCUGACAGUGGCCGUCUAGUAGUAGGAACAUGGUGGCUAGUUGUACUCGUGGUAGUUACCACAUACUCUGGCAACUUGGUGGCCUUCCUGACGUUUCCCAAGCAAGAAGUUCCUGUGACGACUGUAACUGAUCUUUUAGCUAACCGAGCCCUUUACACUUGGUCGAUUAAUAAGGGAUCUUAUUUGGAGAUGGAAUUAAAGAAUUCAGAUGAACCUAAGUAUACAGCGUUGUUGAAAGGAGCUGAGUUGGUUUCACCUACUGUGGGCAAGUCGGGGACUAUGCCAUCGGGAUCCUCAUUGCUGCAGCGAGUUCGUUUCCACCGCCACGUGAUCAUAGACUGGAAGCUUCGGCUCAGCUACAUGAUGAGAGCAGACCGGCUAGAGGCUGAUAAUUGCGACUUUGCUCUUAGCGCUGAGGAGUUUCUGGAUGAGAAAGUCGCAAUGAUAGUGCCUGCAGGCAGCCCCUACCUCCCUGUGAUAAACAAAGAGUUAGAUCGCAUGCACAAGGCGGGUCUGAUUACCCGAUGGUUGGAGGCGUACCUGCCGAAGAAGGAUCGCUGCUGGAAGUCCUCGUCUAUGAUGCAAGAGGUGAACAACCAUACUGUGAACCUCAACGACAUGCAGGGCUCGUUCUUCGUACUAUUUAUGGGUUUCUUCUCAGCGUCAACGGUGUUACUGCUUGAGUUUCUAUACAACAGACGGAAACGACGGAGCGAACAGAUAGUGAUAAAGCCUUACGUUGAAUAA
Messenger RNA from Spodoptera littoralis (African cotton leafworm), 2625 nucleotides. The record is from the annotation of a GenBank genome assembly. Lineage: Eukaryota; Metazoa; Arthropoda; Insecta; Lepidoptera; Noctuidae.